Messenger RNA from Anisakis simplex (herring worm), 507 nucleotides. The record is from the annotation of a GenBank genome assembly. NCBI's taxonomy places the organism in Eukaryota, Metazoa, Nematoda, Chromadorea, Rhabditida, Anisakidae.
GUCGACGUGCCUCAGAUGCCAAAAUCGACAAAGUUUUCCGUGCAGAGUGUCAAGAAUCUGAUUGGUGGUGAUCGCAUCAUCGAAGUGAUCGAAGUGAAUUGUCAAGGAAGUCGUCAGAUGACACUCACUGAUUUCAUCAAAUACUACAGUGAUCCAUCGAAACGAACGGUUCUGUUGAAUGUUUUAUCGCUGGAAUUCUCGAUGUCACCUCUCGGUGAAAAAGUCCUAUCGCCGGCACUUGUCAGAGAGAUCGAUUGGGUCGAGCUCUAUUGGCCACCUGAGUUGAGGGUCGUUGAUGAUUCGGAUGGCGAUUUUCAACCACCGUUUCCGAAAGUUCAGCAUUAUUGCUUGAUGAGUGUCAAGGAUUGUUUCACAGAUUUUCACGUUGAUUUUGGUGGCACCUCCGUGUGGUAUCAUAUACUCAAGGGCAAAAAGGUGAUUCGUUUCACUCUUCCCUUAUUAUAUAUGUGCUACACAUCGUAUUCAGAAAGGCGUUUUUGUUUAUGA